AUGAAUCCAUCAAACUUGCCAGAGUCAACCAGUGGCAGUGGCACGGCCAAAUCCGGGCGCCACCCCAUUUAUCGAGGUGUUCGACAGAGAAAAGGUGGGAAAUGGGUCUCCGAGAUACGUGAGCCAGGAAAAUCAACACGGAUAUGGCUCGGGACGUUUGCCACCCCAGAGAUGGCUGCCAUAGCAUACGACGUAGCGGCCUUAGCCCUAAAGGGCAAACAUGGUACGAUAUUCAACUUUCCAGACUCUGUACCAGAUCUCCCUUUUCCAGCCUCAAAUUCCCCUUUUGAUAUUCGGGUUGUAGCUGCUUCUACCGCAGAAGCAGUCUCUUUGUCGAGAAAAUCGGAUUCUAAACUCCAAAAAACCGACUCCAGGACAACUGCCCAAACGACUUCCAGAAAUUCUGACAUGACUGAGUUUAUGGAUGAGGAGUUGAUAUUUGACAUGCCAAAUCUGCUGGUGAACAUGGCUGAGGGCAUGAUGCUCAGUCCUCCCAGGCUUGAUGAGGGGGAGGGUGGUGGUUGUGGAGAUGACAAUUUGUGGAACUAUAAGGAGGAGCCAUGA
Amborella trichopoda is the source of this 564-nucleotide messenger RNA. The record is from RefSeq and is a predicted model, not a curated record. NCBI's taxonomy places the organism in Eukaryota, Viridiplantae, Streptophyta, Magnoliopsida, Amborellales, Amborellaceae.